UGUACAAGGUACUUUACAAUCAAAGAUGGCUGCGCCCUGUUGAAUUUAUUUCUCAUGAGAUAGUUGCAUUUCAUCUCCUAAAAUGAGUGCUUCACGUAGAGCGACUUACAUUCUACGGAAUAAUCGUGUUAAGAAUAUGAAACUACGUAGGACAAAAAAUGCAGCUUAUAGUUAUUCCUGGAAUGAAGAAGGGGAGAAAAUGCUUCCGGAACAUUACAAGAAGAGAUGCCUAGAAUUUAUGAGCAAGGAACCAACAUCAGUUCAUUAUAUACCCUCAACAGGCACCUUUGGAAUUCAUAAAAAUACCAAAUUACCAAAUAAGAUUCAGAAUGUCCCAAUUCCUGUUUUGUACCCACAAGAUGCCAAUAAAGGACUCUGGGGAGGAGAGGGCUAUAUACUGGGCUACAAAAUGGACAAGAGUCAUCUCAGAAUGAAAAACAGGCUCCCUAAGAUAUGGAAACCAUUUAUUUCAAAGCGAGCGGUGUACAGCGAGAUAUUGGACAAAUGGUUCGAAAUUCCAAUGACAAUGCGAGUUUUAGACUUGAUUGAUGAAUGUCAUGGCUUUGAUAAUUAUAUACUUAAAACACAUGAACGUGAUUUAAACUCCUUACUUGCAAUGAAACUUCGAAGAGAGAUGUUAUUAGCUCUCGCCAACAAAACAUGUUACCCAGAUGACAAAGAUAAACAGGAAAAGAUCAUACAUAAAUACCAUGAGUUCAUAAUCCCAGCAGAGGAGGCUGAGUGGGUGGGGCUGACCAUUACAGAGGCCCUGCAUAAAGCCUGGAGGAACAGGAGGAAUCUCCCACAAAACCGACCCAAACCACUGAAAGAGGUGUACGAAGAACGGCUAGUUCUAAAACUCCAUUUAAAGAAAGAGAACCAGUGGGAGGCAAUAAUGGAGGAUUCAGACCGGGAGAAACCACAAGAGGAAAAACCGCCAUCAUUGAUACAGAAACUGAACCCGUUCUCAGCCUAUAACAAAAAUAAAAAACAAUAGAAAUGUCA
Messenger RNA from Magallana angulata, 1005 nucleotides. Its product is annotated as 39S ribosomal protein L28, mitochondrial-like. Bases 83 to 997 code for a protein of 304 amino acids. The transcript is spliced from 7 exons. The record is from RefSeq and is a predicted model, not a curated record. Gene Ontology annotation, molecular function: structural constituent of ribosome. Lineage: Eukaryota; Metazoa; Mollusca; Bivalvia; Ostreida; Ostreidae. Gene Ontology annotation, cellular component: mitochondrial large ribosomal subunit.